AUGACCCUGUCCUGCAUACGCCUUCCUCGCACUAAAUUAUCUCGGAUUUUCAGCGUGACUUUGUGGCUCCUGCUGCUGGCAGGCAUCACAACCGCAGACCAAGAAACCCGCUUCCGCUCCGAGAAAUAUGCCCAUGGUUUUGAAGGUGCAUUCCCGCUACAGCGUUAUUCGUCAGCGGGCGUGCUAGGCCCUAUCCUGAAUUACUGGGAGACCAGCAUCGCAUGCGACGAUGGUCUAUAUACGAUCAUUGCACCGCGUGGUGGAGCGGUGCACCACUCUGGACCCAUGAUUCUGGAUAAACAGGGACAUCUGGUCUGGUUCAAAGAGUAUGAGACGACAUAUAAUGCGAAUGUAUAUACUUACAAGGGGGAACGAUAUUUGACGUUUUGGGCGGGUGAUGACUUGGUUCGAGGGCACGGGGAGGGGAUAAUGUAUAUGCUCAACUCCAGCUAUGAAGAAGCAUAUAAACUGCACGGUGUAAACGGUGUUGCAGCAGAUCUGCACGAAUUCCAUAUCACCCGCGACGACACUGCAGUUUUCACAGUUUACGAUAUCAAAUCCGUAGACCUCACCUCAACAGGCGGCUCAAAGGAUGCCUGGAUCUACGAUGGCGUCUUCCAAGAGAUCGACGUCGAAACCAAUGAGCUCCUCUUCGAAUGGCGCGCCUCAGAGCACUUCUCCUUCAGCGAGGUUGAGCGCGACAGCGAAGGAACCGGGGAUUCCGAAGAGGACCCUUGGGACUGGUUCCACAUCAACAGCGUCGACAAGGAUGAGCAUGGAAACUUCCUCAUCUCUUCGCGGUAUCUAAAUUGUCUCGCAUACAUCAGCGGUACGACCGGAAGCGUAAUCUGGAAGCUCGGCGGCAAAGAAAGUUCAUUCACCGAUAUAUCGGCCGGCUCGGCGUCGAAUAUCAGCUGGCAACACCACGCGCGUUUCCAGCCACAAUACGAUACUGUGAACACGACAAAAGUGAUAUCCAUCUUCGAUAACUCUUCCCGUGGAAAGGGUGCGCCGGAGAACCCGAGUCGCGGGUUAAUCGUUGAUAUCAACGAGGUGGAUAUGACGGUUGCAGUUCGCGCGGAGUAUUGGCACCCCUUGCCGAUUAGUAGCCAAUCGCAGGGGUCGAUGCAGGUUCUUGAAAACGGCCAUGUGUUGCUCGGGUAUGGGUAUAGCGCUGCGUGGACGGAGUUCGGAGCAGACGGGGAGGUACUUUGUGAUGUCCAUUUUGGCCCAAGCGAGUAUUUCCAGAAGGGCGAUAUCAUCUCGUACCGGACUUUCAAGCAGAAGUGGGUUGGGCUGCCGCUUAGUGCGCCCGAUGUCGCUUUAUCUGGAACUACGGCGGCUGUUACCUGGAACGGGGCGACGGAGGUAGCUACGUGGGUGUUGCAGGGGUCGCUUGUUAAUGUGACAGACAAACCCGCGUUCAAAGAUGAGGAUGGGGUGUUGCAGUAUUCGAGUGGACAUGUUGAUGAUGUCGACUUUGAGUUCAUCUCUGCAGUGCCGAAGACAGGCUUUGAGACUCGUAUCACUAUCCCGCCCGAUACACCGUACCGCACAUUACGUAUCGUUGCCCUUGAUGCCACGGGGACUUUCUUGAGAGAGACGAGGGCGAUGGAGUGGGUACCCGAAGAAAUGAAUGAAGAGAUUGGGGUAUUUGCUGGGAGCGAGGAGCCAGUGAAACCAAGUUGGAAGCUUCACAUUGCACCCUUGCUCAUGUUCGCGAUGGGCUUCAUGAGUGCUUUGGCGAUUUUGCUUUGUGCAUGGCUUACCUGCAGGUGUAUAUAUCCUGGAUUUUCGGGCCGGGCCUUCGUCGGCUGGAAAACUGGUGGCAGGGACGAUGAGUGGGAGGCUGUUCGAUCAGGCGAGGAGCUUGAUGACUUGGAUGAUUUCAGCGAUUUGGAAUCUGGAGAACGAGAUGAAGAACAUUUGUUGAACAAUGAUAGAGACAGGGAAUAG
This is a messenger RNA of Penicillium verhagenii, 1956 nucleotides long. RefSeq names its product arylsulfotransferase family protein. The record is from RefSeq and is a predicted model, not a curated record. NCBI's taxonomy places the organism in Eukaryota, Fungi, Ascomycota, Eurotiomycetes, Eurotiales, Aspergillaceae. The coding region runs from base 1 to 1956 and encodes 651 amino acids. The transcript has 2 exons.